AUGAAGAAUUCGGGUAAAGUCAACGUUACGAUGGCUAAAAGGGCUGUCCGACAACGCAUAGGAUGGGCGAAACAAUGGGCUGGUGCAUUGUUUCGAAAUAAAACACCCAGUUCAUCUGUUACGGUAGCAAAUCAAUAUCCAAACCAACUGGCUAAUUCGUCCGUUUCUCAAGCCUCUCCUUCGUCCACCGCGCUCCAACAUAAUUCUACAACUACUAUACCACCCCCUACUCCAACAAACAGUACAAGUUCCGCAAAAUUAGUUGCGGUACAUAUGACAAAGACAGCAUCGCAUGAUGCAAAUUUCCAAAGCGGAAGCCUUAGUGAUACAACUUAUGGUGGAUCUGUAGCGAAGCUAUCUUCAAGGAAAGGUUUCUUUAAGAGUAAAACAGCAAGCGGUAAUGGGCAUAAUAACAAUAACAACAAUAAUCAUCCAGGAUCGAAUGGGAGUGUUAAUGGCUAUGUUAAUAUUAACACUAACAAUAGUACUCAUAGUGUUCAUAUCAACAACAGUCUUACGAACAGUAAUAAUACUGUCACCUCUGUGAACCAAGAUCCAAACGCUCAUUCUCAAUCCACAACAACAAUUGCCUCGCUGGCUCACGCGUCCAUACCGGCAUCCCUGUCGUUACCACUUCAUGUUGGCACUUCAGCGGAUGUUCAGUCGGAUACUCUGGUAAUGACAAACAGCGCCAUAAAUUCCGUCGCCUCCUUGACCUCCUCUCCGGGUUUGCCUUCAUCUCACAGCAGCAACUCUCUGACCCCGGUGGUGUCAGAUAAUCAUAGCACACAUAGUACGAUAAGUACGACAAGUACGACGAGUACUAAAAGAAGGUUUUUCAAAGGACGAAAUACAAAUGGUGGAAGUACUGCGAGUUUAGGGUCGAAAGGCAAAGGGGAAUGGGCCAAUGGUGGUGCUAAUAAUGAGCUUAAUUUCACACCAACACUUUCUACGUCCACACGAUACUCCAACCCAUCAUUUUCAAACACCAAAAUCACGCCUACGUCCAUUACACAGUCUCAACAAAUUUCCUCCCCGCUCGAAUUUUCAUCACAGCAUUCUGUCCCCCAAUCCAAUACUGCAUCACCAUUUUUGUCUUCCAAUACUAAUACCUCAACUUCAUCUCGCUCUGCUCCAAUACCCUCUUCAUCAACUCAACCGAACUCUACAGUCCAUCACACUCAAUCAUCACCUGGCACGCAGCCAAUAUUAAAAGUUGACAUUGUUUCAGUAGACGGAGGAGGAUUUGAGGAUUUGCUUGGAGACUCGUCUCCUGGCGACAGUCUUAUAUUUGCAGCCCUUUUACCUGCGCGACUUCCUUCGCCCUCGUUCUCUGCCUUUGAUGAAACAGCACAGCCGCCAUCCGCACGUGCAGAUACACAAAGUAGAAUUAUGCGUGGGUGGAGGGAGAGAAUGUUGGAAAAUAACAGGAAGAAGGACGAGAGGAUGAAGCGAGAGCAAACGAUCGGAGCAGAGGGAAGACUGGAGUAA
Molecule: messenger RNA, 1491 nt
Organism: Paraglomus occultum
Lineage: Eukaryota; Fungi; Glomeromycota; Glomeromycetes; Paraglomerales; Paraglomeraceae
Source: the annotation of a GenBank genome assembly